CCUCACUCCCUCACCGCCCCGGCCAGCAGCAUGCCCGCCCGCCGCCUCGGUCUGCUCGUCGCCGCCCUCCUCCUUGGCCUGCUGCUGGGCCUCCCCCCGGUCACAGGCGCAGGCGCAGGCGCAGGCGCGGAGAAAACAGGCGUGUGCCCCGCGCUAGAGGCGGACGUGAACUGUACGAAGGAGUGCCUGUCGGAUGCGGAAUGCGCCGACAACCUCAAGUGCUGCCCGGCCGGCUGCGCUGCCGUCUGCCAGAUGCCCAAUGAAAAGAAGGGUUCCUGCCCUCAGAUCGACCUUGCCUUCCCCCAGCUGGGCUUCUGCGUGAACAAGUGCCAGGAGGACAGCCAGUGUCCCGGCAAUAUGAAAUGCUGCCUCAAUGGUUGUGGGAAGAUGUCCUGUGUCACACCUGUCUUCUGAGCUUCAGCUGCCACAGCCCACAGCGUGAGGAGCAGGGGAAUGGAAGUUUCUGCCUGACCCUGUCUGACUCCAGCCCAGCUGCCCUCCUCUUUCUGGCCUCUGCACUCCCUCCUGAGCUGACCACAGCUGCUUCUUUUCCCAACCAAUAAAGUGACCGCUUCCAGCA
Camelus dromedarius (Arabian camel) is the source of this 580-nucleotide messenger RNA. RefSeq names its product WAP four-disulfide core domain 2 (gene WFDC2). The coding region runs from base 31 to 414 and encodes 127 amino acids. The transcript has 4 exons. Gene Ontology annotation, molecular function: serine-type endopeptidase inhibitor activity. NCBI's taxonomy places the organism in Eukaryota, Metazoa, Chordata, Mammalia, Artiodactyla, Camelidae. Gene Ontology annotation, cellular component: extracellular region. The record is from RefSeq and is a predicted model, not a curated record.